Selaginella moellendorffii is the source of this 891-nucleotide messenger RNA. RefSeq names its product probable acyl-activating enzyme 8. The transcript is spliced from 6 exons. Lineage: Eukaryota; Viridiplantae; Streptophyta; Lycopodiopsida; Selaginellales; Selaginellaceae. The record is from RefSeq and is a predicted model, not a curated record. The coding region runs from base 1 to 891 and encodes 296 amino acids.
AUGGGGCGAGAGGAGUAUCGCUGCAAAAAGAGCAUGGAUGCUGCCAUCCUCGAGGACCAGGCCUUCAUCCAAAACGAGGCCAAGGAGAAAAUGGGAGGAGUAAACAAGUGGCAUUCCUGUGUCCCAGACAUCGAGUCCCACGACUAUGGCAAGAGUGUCAGCGCAGGAGACAACACCAGGACAAAAAUGAAGCUCUUGGCGGACAUGAGGCUUGGAAGGGACAAUUUUUACACUUUACUUCCAUCGAGUGUCUCUGAUGAUUCUCUUGGCUUGAGGACAGGAUCUCGAGUAACUGUGGUAGCCAUUCCUGUAUCCUCCACUCUCAUCAUGAGCCAAAACACCCAAGCUCAGAGACAGCAGAAGCAAAACCAAAAUGUUCCCUCUCCAACCUCCCAUCCUCAGCCUAUAUUAUUGAUGCUCACUACAACACCUUCAACAGAACUUACAGAGUCUCGGCCUCUACAUGACUCCACAAAGUUUGCAAUGCUGACAGUUGUGUGCAAGUGGAAUCCCAAAUGGGACAGCAUUUUGCCCGAUGAGCAGGCCAGGCUCAAGGCUCAGGAGGGCAUGAAAUACGUUUGCCUCGACAGCUUACAGGUGCUCAACUCUGAAACUCUGGAACCGGUUGCCAAGGACGGUGUCACCAUUGGUGAAGUUUGCAUGCGUGGGAACAUGGUGUUCAAGGGGUACUUGAACAAUCCAGAGGCAAUGCUGGAGAGCUUUAGAGAAGGAUGGCUCCACUCCGGGGACUUUGCAGUUUGGCAUCCAGCAGUGCUGGAAGCUGCUGUGGUGGUGCGGCCAGAUGAGCAGUGGGGCGAGUCUCCAUGUGUGUUUGUUUCCCUCAAGCAUGGCGUGAGAAGCAACAAGGAGGAGAUACUCUCGUUCAGUUGA